Messenger RNA from Indicator indicator, 2037 nucleotides. It is a transcript of the gene ACVRL1, whose product is annotated as activin A receptor like type 1. The coding region runs from base 302 to 1861 and encodes 519 amino acids. Lineage: Eukaryota; Metazoa; Chordata; Aves; Piciformes; Indicatoridae. Gene Ontology annotation, biological process: transforming growth factor beta receptor signaling pathway; heart development; protein phosphorylation. The transcript has 8 exons. Gene Ontology annotation, molecular function: ATP binding; transforming growth factor beta receptor activity, type I; SMAD binding. The record is from RefSeq and is a predicted model, not a curated record. Gene Ontology annotation, cellular component: plasma membrane; BMP receptor complex.
GAGCAAAAGAUUCUCCCAGAGGCACAGCGGGGGAAUUUUUGGCUGCUCACAGCACCUCUGCUUGUGUCAUGGAUAAAACUUCAAGGCCAGGCUGGAUGAGGACUUGAGCAACCUGAGCUGGUGGGAGGUGACCCUGCCCGUGGCAGGGGGUUGGAACUGGAUGGUCUUGAAGGUUCCUUCCAACCCAACCCCCUCUAUGAAUCUGUGACUGCCCCUGGCCCAGCAAUGAGCCCCCUGGAGGCCUGUGAGGGGCUGCAGAGGACUCGGGGGGCUGCCUCUCACCUGCUCUGCUCUCCACAGGAUGAUGCAGUGCGGAGCCUGCAGCCAGGCACUGCUGGCACUGAUGUCCCUCUCCCUUGGCUUGGCUGCUGACGAGCUGCUGUGUGCCUGCGACGUGCCACACUGCAGCCUGCCCAGCUGCAUGGGCAAGGUCUGCUUCAUCAGCAAGAGGAAGGAGGAGGGAGCCAUCGUCCAGCACAGGGGCUGCUUGUCCCAGAACAUCCUGGAGCACUGCCACACGGCCGUGACGGAGCAGUAUGGCAUGAGGUGCUGCGACUCCAGCAUGUGCAACGCCGAGCUGGAGCUCUUCCUGCAAGGAGAAGAGGCCCUGGGACACGCACCUUCCUUACCCAGCCUUCUCCUGAUGAUCUUCAUCCCACUGCUCACCCUCCUCAUCCUCGUGGUGCUCACAGCACUCUUCUGCUGGAAGGUGGCUCAGCACCACCACAAGAAAAGUGACCUGGGGGACAUGGACCUCAUGCUGAAGGCUUCCAUGGUGGGAGACAGCACUUUGGAGGACCUGCUGAGUGAUGACUGCACCACAGGCAGUGGCUCAGGGCUGCCCUUCCUUGUCCAGCGAACAGUGGCUCGGCAAAUCACCCUCGUGGAGUGCGUGGGCAAAGGACGCUACGGUGAGGUGUGGCGUGGAGUGUGGCAUGGCGAGAGCGUGGCUGUGAAGAUCUUCUCCUCCCGGGACGAGCAGUCCUGGUUCCGGGAGACAGAGAUCUACAACACUGUCCUCCUCCGGCACGACAACAUCCUGGGUGAGUUGGGGGGCCAGGCAGGGCUGAAGGGGCCAAGGAGCAGCUGUCUGCAUGGUUCUGGCUCUUCUCCUCAUCCAGGCUUCAUUGCCUCUGACAUGACCUCAAGGAACUCCAGCACCCAGCUCUGGCUCAUCACUCACUACCAUGAGAAUGGUUCCCUCUAUGACUACCUGCAGAGGACAGCCCUGGAUGUGGAGACCUGCUUGGUGCUGGCCUCCUCCAUCAUCUGUGGCCUUGUCCAUCUCCACGUGGAGAUCUUUGGCACCCAGGGCAAGCCUGCCAUCGCCCACCGUGACCUGAAGAGCAGAAACAUCCUGGUGAAAAGCAACCAGCAGUGCUGCAUCGCAGACCUGGGGCUGGCUGUGAUGCACUCCCAGGGUAGCGACUACCUGGACAUUGGCAACAACCCCCGGGUGGGCACCAAGCGCUACAUGGCCCCCGAGGUGCUGAGCGAGCAGAUCCGCACGGACUGCUUCGAGUCCUACAAGCAGACAGACGUCUGGGCCUAUGGGUUGGUGCUGUGGGAGAUCACCAGGCGCACUGUGGUCAAUGGUAUCGUGGAGGAGUACCGACCACCCUUCUUCGAUGCCGUCCCCAGCGACCCCAGCUUCGAGGACAUGAAGAAGGUGGUGUGCAUCGACCAGCAGACCCCCGUCAUCCCCAAUCGCCUCUUCUCCGACUCGGUUUUGUCGGCGCUGGCAAAGAUCAUGAAGGAGUGCUGGUACCAGAGCCCCUCUGCCCGCCUCACUGCCCUGCGGAUUAAAAAGACACUGAGGAAGCUGAACAGUUCCCUGGAAAAACCCAAACUGGAGCAGUGAGCAGUGGGCACACACCAGAGCCACUCAUGGGCUGCAGCACGGAUGGCAGCGAAGCCAGUGCCAGGAUGGGUCCCAGGCAUAGAGGGGUUUUGCUCACAGCCCCCUACCUUUCCCACCCCUCCUUGGAGCCUUUUUAAUUUGCAGGGAAAGAAAAAAUAGGGGGAAAAAAACAAGGG